Molecule: messenger RNA, 879 nt
Organism: Bursaphelenchus xylophilus (pine wood nematode)
Lineage: Eukaryota; Metazoa; Nematoda; Chromadorea; Rhabditida; Aphelenchoididae
Source: the annotation of a GenBank genome assembly
AUGGCUUCCCUGGUGCCUUGUCUCUUCGUCUUGGCUACCCUCUGUGCCGUUCUUGUAAUCAACGUUGAUGCUGUAGGUUACUGUAGCAUCUGGUCUUGACCACUGAGUCAAUGUUAUUUUAUCUAUUUUGACAUUACUUAUUUUUUCGCUGUUCACACAUUUCCUAACAUCUUCCACCUUUCAGUGUAUUGGCUCCGGAGUCUGUGGCGGAGGUGGUGGAUGUUACUCCCCUCCUCCAGUCUCCUGUGGUGGAGGAUGUUCUCCCGGCUACAGUUGUGGACAUUAUGGCUGUGCCCGUCGUCGUGCUCGUGCUCAUAGUUCCAACACUGUUAAUGUCGAUGAGAAACAACCUCUUCUUUUUGGUUCCCAUCGCUUCCAAAAGGCGCAGGCCAACCUCCCAAAGGUGAAUUAUCUUUAAAUCACCUUUAUUUGAAAUCGUCAUUCAUUUCUAAUCACUUGAUUUUUCUUAGGACCCCAACCAGAUGUUCUUUGAAUGUUGUGAAGACCGUGGACUCCCAGAUGCCUGUUUGAGCAAAUGCAAUUACAACAAGUACACCAAGGAGUCUGUAAGUUACUAUUUCAUACAUCUUUUACUUGUUACCUUUUCAGUUGAUGUCUAUGUACUUCAAAACCGACGCCUGUCCAAUCGAAGCCGCCGCCGAACUGCAAUUCUGCGCUGCCCGAGGCCGUGACCAUCGUGCGUGUUGUGUCCGCAAUGGAGUCCAGACAACUUUGGCGGGAGACAAGUGCUUGACCUUCUGUGAUCAGAGACCUGGCAACGUCACCCAGCUCGACUUCAGCUAUGCUUCUUGCUACGAUCGCUUCGAGCAGAUGAAGGGAUGUUUCUGGCAUUCGGCCUUGAGUGAGCAACAACAUUAA